This is a messenger RNA of Entamoeba invadens IP1, 1032 nucleotides long. RefSeq lists its product as hypothetical. The transcript has a single exon. The record is from RefSeq and is a predicted model, not a curated record. Lineage: Eukaryota; Evosea; Mastigamoebida; Endamoebidae. The annotation marks the transcript as partial.
AUGAGCGACGAAUUGGGAGAGUUAAAGAAUGUUUUGAUAGAGAAAUUGUUUGAGUGUUGUUCGUUGAGUAGUGAGUAUAAGAAGAGUGACAUUCUUGAGUUUUACGAAGAGUGUGCUGAUGACAAGAAUUAUAUAUCGGGAUUUAUCGAAGAAGUUGAUGCAAUUAAUAAGAAGAUAACAACCGAUAAAACACCAAAGAGAAACACACACUCAAAUAUCAAGCCAGACAACCUACUCCCUAACACUGAAACUACCCUUCAAUUCCCUCAAAAAUCUUUACAAUCUUAUUUAUCACCACAACAAGUGCCACUUCAAUCCCUAAUGUCAGAACAAGAAAUGUUGACACGAGAUAAACUAGUAGAACCACUAAAUAUAUAUUCCCCGCCAUCAGACUGCUUCCUUAAUCAAACACAACAAAAUGUUCAAAACACUCCAAGUGAGAUUCAUACAGUACAAAGUUCGAAAGAAGUUGUAAUUACUAAUUUAGAUUCGACCAUUGAAUACCUUCCAGAGAAGUUUGAAGAACUUUGCCAUACAAUAAACACGGAAUGUGGCUUGAGUAAUUACAAGAUACUAGCAAACAUUAAUUUACAUGUGGAUACCGAUCUAUCUACGAAUGACAAUAUUUAUAAACCUUUCUUCGAGAUCAAUUGGACUAAUCAUGUGGCGAUAUGUAUUGAGGCAUUGACUGUAGACAACAAACUCGAAGUUUUUGGAUGUUAUGUCCCAACUCCACCAAAGCCUCGAACGUGGACAAAAGACCCCAAUGUUCGACUCUUUAGCUCGUUUCGAGGGUUCAACUUCUUCGGACUGAAAGAGGGAAUUACUUCACCAAAUUCAAUUUUUGUGUGCGACAAGACUAACCAAGUCUCCCUUUUUGCGGUGGGUCUGAAUAUCACAAAUGACAUCAUCUUUGUAAAAAAUAAUGCAGGGAAACGAGAGCCUUUCGUGUUUUUGGAGCCAUCGGUGUUCGACUAUAAAAACGUGACUUUCUUCGAACCGAAAAAAGUCCACCCAAAGUGCCUUCUUGUU